Molecule: messenger RNA, 1521 nt
Organism: Penicillium mononematosum
Lineage: Eukaryota; Fungi; Ascomycota; Eurotiomycetes; Eurotiales; Aspergillaceae
Exons: 1
Coding region: 1-1521 (506 amino acids)
Biological process (GO): transmembrane transport; carbohydrate transport
Cellular component (GO): membrane
Molecular function (GO): carbohydrate:proton symporter activity
Source: RefSeq, a predicted model, not a curated record
AUGACACAAGCAGAAUCUUCAGGCGAUUCGAUCCGGCAUUUGCCAUGGCUUAUCUGGGCGGUGGUCAUUUUUGGCUCCAUAUCCUCCGCUGGGUUUGGUUUCGACCAAGCCUGGUGGGCAAGCCUGAUGAGCUCUUCUCAGUUUGUUCAAAAUUUCGGCGUCCUUGAUCCCGCCACGCAUACAUGGGCCCUGACCUCUCAACAGCAGUCACUGGGGACCGGGCUUGGCUAUGUUGGAGUUAUCCUCGGAAUUUUCUGCGGCUCGCCCAUUAAUGAACGACUUGGGAGAAAGAAUACCCUUUGGAUUCAGAGUGCCAUUGUCACAAUUGGCAUUGUUAUCGAGUCUACUUCCAAAACAAGCUACGCACAAUUCAUCGUCGGCAAGCUCAUCGUCUACCUGGGCGGAGGCAUUGCCACCAGCGUCAUCCCUGCUUACCAGGGAGAGUGCGCUCCGGUGUCCUUGCGCGGCUUGAUGUCCGGCACAUACAACGCUUUCCUCAUGGUCGGUGGUCUCGCCGCCGCUCUGACUGUGUAUCUGUGCCGGCAUAUCCCUAGCGACUGGGCGUGGCGUGUGGUAGUGGUCGCUCAGAUUGCCAUUCCCGCCGCUGGCUGGGUCAGUCUGCCCUUCUUGCCAGAGUCACCUCACUGGCUUGUAUCUCGCGGACGACUCGACGAGGCAGUCGUAGCCCUUCGUCGCCUACGAGGACUAUCCUUCCCAGCAGAGGCUGAGGUAGUCGCCUUGCAACAGCAUUUACAGAGGCAGCGUGAACGACUUGCCAGCGCAACAUGGACUGUUUGCUUCACGGAUCCAGUUAAUCGGCGUCGCACACUGAUUUGUGUGGGUGCCCAGAUUUUCCAGCAGGCACAGGGGAUCUCAUUUGUCGCGAACUACCAAGCUGUAUUCCUCCAGCAGAUAGGAUUCAAGGAAGUUCUCCUGAUGUCUGUGGUGGUAUACGUUAUUGGCGUCGUGGCGAACCUCAUUUCCAUCGCCACGACCGAUAUUCUUGGCCGACGGAGUGUGUUAACUUGUUCUGCUCUUAUGUUAGGAGCCUGUAUGCUCGUUAUCGGCGGCCUGACUGUCAAUGGGGCUGCCAGCAUGUCGUACACAAUGCAAGUUACAGCUGUGGUGAUGUUGAUGCUAUGGUUCCUUUCGUUCCAGGUCACUUGGGGACCAUUGACCUGGGUCCUGACAGCCGAGGUGCCGCCCAGCCAGGUGAGAGAGAAGACAGUUGCGCUAUCUGGUCUGGGAGCCUAUAUCACUGGCUUGAUCAUUGUGUUCGUCAAUCCUUACACCCAAGCGGAAAUUGGUGGUCGAGUUGCAUUCAUCUACGGGGCUCUCUCGAUUGCAUCGUUUGCUUUUGCCUGGUUUUUCAUCCCGGAGAUGAAACAACGUACAUUAGAGCAAAUCGACCAAAUGUUCCAGGAUGGAAUUGCAACUCGGUCAUUCAAGUCCCAUGUCUGUCGAUCCCUUGGGGAGCCUGUUGUCGAUAAAGAGUUGGAAGAGUUUGUGGAAAAUGCCUGA